UUUCUUAAUCGAUUGGCCCCUUCCUAUAUUUUGUAAAUAGUGGAUUCUUGCUACCCUUUUGUCAUGCAUUUGUAGGAUAUGCUAUGGCAUCAAGAGAAGAUACCAUCUUGGCUCACCAGAAUCGACAAAAUACGCAGCAAGAAUCUGGAAUGGAUACAUCAAAUGAUCUGAAUGGCGCUCCAAAUUUAUCCUCAGGGCGAGACAACACUCAAACACGAAGGGUGACAAGGGGCUCUGUAUCAUCAUCAAGGGAUAAUACCAUCAUUGCAUACAAGAAUCAGCAGAGUAGACAACCAACAUCAGAAAAUGACGUGACAAAUAUUGUACAACAAAGUAACAGUACAGAAAGCCGCACAGAACAGUCCAAAUGGCCAUCGCACGCACGUCGAUGUCGUACACAAAUAGAUAUAGAAAGUGGUGGCCAAAAGAAGAAGGGGCGAGGUGUUCUCAAAGGAAUCAAGGUCGCCAAGAAGCGAUUCGCCAAUGGUUCCUCAAAGCUUCACAUUGAAUUUUCCAAAACAUUGGGAGGUUCUAUCGGAGAGAACUAUCGUUUGUUUGUGGAUGAUGUGGUGGUUUUCAUGAAAAGGAAGGCACCACUCAUUGGCGUGAACAAGUGGUCAAACAUUGACUCUUCUGUGACGGAUUCAAUUGUUGCUGAUGUCAUUGCCAAGUGGGAUUUGGAGGACACAUAUUCUACUAAGGGAAAAAUACUAACAAUUGCUAGAGAGCGCUAUAGAGGAUGGCGGUCAACUUUGCAUUCCACAUACAAAGCAUACAAUACUGAUGAUCAAAGAAGGGCCAAUAAGCCCGAGGAUGUUACUCCAGAAGAGUGGGAUUAUAUGAUCAAUUAUUUUGGCACUGAUUUAAAAUUCCAGGAGCUUAGCCAAAAAAAUACGGAAAAUCGCCAGAAGCAGAAGGCGAGGCAUAUUGCUGGUUCAAAAUGGUACUCACAGAUUAGCUAUGAGAAGAGGGACGAGGAGACCGGGAAGGAACCAACUAUUCUACAACUCUGGCAGAUCACUCAUACACGCAAUGGAUCAUGGUCUAAUAAAGAAUCACAAACUGUUUAUGACAAUGCACACAGCCAGAUUAGGGAGAAAGAAGGAGAGAUUGGUGGUCCAGUUUCAAGUGAAGAGCAAAACGAUAUUUUCCAGAGUAGCUACAGAUGUACUAUGGAAAGUACAUCAUUGAAGCCUCGUGGCCAUGGAUACAUGGCUAAACCACCUAGUGGUUCUGAAAGACUACAUUCUGAAAUCCAGAGGAAAAAUGCUGAGCUAGCCCUCGAGGUUCAUGACUUAAGGAAGCAAAUUGUUGAACAACAAGCAGAGUGGCAAAGAGAACGAGAAGAAGAGCGAGUUGCUAGGGAGAAACAGCUUGAGGAGGAGCGUGUAGCAAGGCAGAGAGAACUUGAGGAGGCUAAGCAAGCAAUGAUGCAGGAUAUUAUGAAUGAGGUUAGGCAAUCAAUGAGGUCGGAUGUUGUGCAGAUAUUGGAAACUCGACACGAAGAUGCACAUCAGUUAAUGCAGUUUUCCCAAGCAAGGGAUGCUCCAAGAAACGGAACUGGAAAUCAAUCAAGUUCUAAGUUUAAAAGUUCGAGCAUGAUUACUCAACACCAGCUUAUGCAAGCAGCUAAACACCAUCGUCGUCGUCCAAGUGAAAAGGAUGGUUUUCUGUAAGUGAAGAAGAAAGAUCCCAACAAGAUCUAUUACCACUUUAGGAGGCUCCUUGUAGCACGGUUAUUUCUACGUGAAGUGAAGAAAAAUCAUGUCUUGAAGAAUGCUUGUUGACUAGAUGUAGUCAUAUGUAUCUUGUAUUCUUUGAACAUGUAGAUUUCGUUUCAGACUUUGUAGAACUUGUAUCUCACUUGGAUAUUAUAUUCUUGAACUUAUUAAUGAAUGAAUGCUUUGGACAUGUA
Messenger RNA from Hordeum vulgare subsp. vulgare (domesticated barley), 1915 nucleotides. RefSeq names its product rac guanine nucleotide exchange factor JJ-like. Bases 84 to 1676 code for a protein of 530 amino acids. The record is from RefSeq and is a predicted model, not a curated record. Lineage: Eukaryota; Viridiplantae; Streptophyta; Magnoliopsida; Poales; Poaceae. The transcript has 11 exons.